AUGCAACACUCCGACUUCUUUGUCUACUUUGGCCCCCGCCGUUCAUAUUUGGUUCAGACACCAGGCCUCCAACCGAUAUCCACAUUGCCCGUGUCCAAUCGCGUUCAAACCAUCUUCAACCAGAGCAAGAAGGUGACCUGCGUUGCAUAUCCUCCCAUUAUCGAUGAUUCCGAACCGCUCCCGGAUCCCUUCUUUGCACAUGAAAUGAAAGGGUUCCUGGGGGAUGACGCAUUUCAUUUCACAGAUGCAAUUAGAAAGGAUUAUCAUGGGCUAGAACAAUGGACAAGUUGCCGUUGGGGAACUGCUGUUAGUCUUCCUUACUUUCCCUCAUUCAAGGCUACCUGGCUGAUUAUUCAGGGAACACAAGUGCUCGCGGAUAAUCGAGGAGGCUGGUGGGCUUGCUCCUGGGGCCUCAACAGUACGUAUGCGUUCCUGCCGGCAAAUGUCACCUCCUGUCUGCAGGAUAUCCAACCCGGUGGGAAGGUCACCCAUGUGGCACUGGGAAUCAAAGGUGCUUUUGUGGUACUUUAUGAGAAUGGGAGAAUGGCAUGGAAUCUAUGCGGGGCGUACGAUGAGCUCGACAUGCAUUUGAGUACGCCGGGUGCGGCCGAAAAUAUUUUAUAUGUCAGCAUGAGUAUUUUUGAUGAAGGGAGAUACUUUAUCGCCUAUAAGGAUCAUAGGAUCCUGUACAACUUUCCUGAAGAUGAUGGGGGUCGUUCAGAUUGGGAUUUGUUGGAUGAAUGGUUGAGAUAUGAUUCGCAUUGCCAGGUACUCAACAACACCAGGAUGGUGGACUUUGCGAAACAGGAGACUAAAUCUGGUGGUAUAUCUGGAUUUAUCAGUGUAAUCACCGAAAGGAUGAUGAGGGAAGUCAUCAAUGAGGAAGUUGAGGAACAGAUUUGCCGGUUCAUGAAAGGGACAUAA
This is a messenger RNA of Aspergillus wentii DTO 134E9, 924 nucleotides long. RefSeq lists its product as uncharacterized. Lineage: Eukaryota; Fungi; Ascomycota; Eurotiomycetes; Eurotiales; Aspergillaceae. The transcript has a single exon. The record is from RefSeq and is a predicted model, not a curated record. The coding region runs from base 1 to 924 and encodes 307 amino acids.